UGGGACAGUAAAGGCCACAUGCAUAUGACUCUGUGGAGAACGAGAAAACCUCUGGAGAGAGAAAUGGGGGAGGACACACAAGACGGAACCCCAGGGAGCUGGUUCAUGGUCACAAUUCCUUCUGGGAUAAAGUAUGACAGGACAUGGCUAAUGAACUCAAUCCAGAGCCACUGCAGUGACCCCUUCACUCCAGUGGACAUAAGAGAGGAUGCCGAAGCCAGACGCUUCCACUUUAUGCAAAAUGGGGCUCAGUUCUUUGUCCAGGAAGCUAGCACUGCCUCUGCAUUGAUGGAUGUCAGCUUCAAGAUUUUUGACGAGGAGAGCCGAAAGGUGUGCAUACCUGUCUUUGUCAGCCCCUCCGCUGUUCCCUACUCUGUGCGGGAUAAGUUGAAGCCAGAAGAAAUGGAGCAGCUAAAGCUGACCUUGAGCAAACGAUUUGAUGUCUCCCAGCAAGCUCUUGAACUCCAGAGGCUCCGCCUUGACCUAGACUUGGUGUACUCUGAUAUUGAUAUAAUUCUGAAUCAAAGAAGCUGCAUGGCCGCCACCCUGCAGAUCAUCGAAAAGAAUUUCCCUGAGCUGUUGUCCUUGAACUUGAGCAGCAACAGACUGUACCAGCUGGAUGGUGUGUCUGACAUUAUACAGAUGGCCCCCACGGUCAAGAUCCUGAACCUCCCCAAAAAUAAGCAAAAGUCUGUGUGGGAGUUGAGCAAGAUGCAAGGGCUGAAGCUUGAAGAGCUGUGGCUGCAAGGGAACACACUGUGCGGCACCUUCCCAGACCAGUCCACCUAUGUAAGGGCCGUCAGAGAAUGUUUCCCAAAGUUGUUACGCCUGGAUGGCCAGGAGUUACCGUUACCAGUUACCAUUGAUGUUGACACUCCCUACAUAGUAAAGCCCUGCAAGCGCAGCUUCCUUGGAUCUGAUGAGCUGAAGAGCCUAGUCCUGCAAUUCCUGCAGCAGUACUACUUGAUCCAUGACUAUGGAGACCGACAGGGUCUCGCGGGUGCUUAUCACGAGGAGGCCUGCUUCUCCCUGACCAUUCCCUUCCACCCCGAGGACCCAGCCCCAAGCAGCUUGUGUGAGUACUUCAAGGACAGCAGGAAUAUGAAGAACCUGAAGGACCCCCACCUUCGGGUCCAGCUGCUGAAGCACACAAAACGUGUCAUUUUGCACACCCUCUGUGUGUUGCCCAAGACUCAGCAUGACUUCAGCUCCUUCGUGGUGGACAUGUGGUUCCAGAUGGAAACGAUGCUCUGCUUCUCAGUCAGCGGGGUGUUCAAAGAAGUGGAAGGAAGUUCUUAGGGCUGUGUGCGUUCCUUCACUCGGACCUUCAUCACUAUCCCGGCCAGCUAUUCCAGUCUGUGCAUCGUGAAUGACGAGCUGUUUGUGAGGGAUGCCAGCUCCAGUGAGACCCAGAGUGUGUUCUCCAUCCCAGUGCCUACACCCACCUCCAGCUCCAUGCACACCCUCUCCCAGCAGCAGCAGGACAUCAUGCAGGCAUCCUCCACCCCACCUGAGAAGAACCUCUAGUGGUCUCAGAAGUGA
Molecule: messenger RNA, 1542 nt
Organism: Physeter macrocephalus (sperm whale)
Lineage: Eukaryota; Metazoa; Chordata; Mammalia; Artiodactyla; Physeteridae
Product: nuclear RNA export factor 2-like
Exons: 17
Biological process (GO): poly(A)+ mRNA export from nucleus
Cellular component (GO): cytoplasm; nucleus
Molecular function (GO): RNA binding
Source: RefSeq, a predicted model, not a curated record